Messenger RNA from Wasmannia auropunctata (little fire ant), 1779 nucleotides. It is a transcript of the gene Bet3, whose product is annotated as trafficking protein particle complex subunit 3. Gene Ontology annotation, biological process: endoplasmic reticulum to Golgi vesicle-mediated transport; intra-Golgi vesicle-mediated transport. Bases 857 to 1393 code for a protein of 178 amino acids. The record is from RefSeq and is a predicted model, not a curated record. Lineage: Eukaryota; Metazoa; Arthropoda; Insecta; Hymenoptera; Formicidae. The transcript has 2 exons. Gene Ontology annotation, cellular component: cis-Golgi network membrane; cytosol; TRAPP complex.
GAGCAAAAUAAUAAUUUUUAUUUAUAACUUAUUUAGUUUAUACGUAUUUUUACUUUCUUGUCUCUCAUUCUCUUCGAAGUUCGAAUAUAACGCGUGUUUAUUUUUUAAAUGCGUUGAAGUCCAAAUAAAACAACGUUAUCAACAGAAAGCGGAAAGGCCAGGAAAGGCCUUUUGCAUGUUACCUCAAAAGGCUCAAAAUGCCUUCGUGCACUAACGUCCCCUGAAAAAGUGGAUGUAAACCACAUAUAGCAACAUUCACUUUCCUGCACCACGGGUAUACAAUUUGUGGUUUGUGUCAUAUGUUAUACUUGUAUUCAAAUUUUUAAUUAAAAAAAUAUAUAUAAUUAAUUUAUGUAAUAUAAAGUUUUGCGAGAAAUAGAAAGAAAAAGAAAGAAGAAUGUGGCAUAUAUAUGAUUAGCACGGACACGAACCACGUUCUAAUGCUAUAAUUUGAUCGACAAUGUUAUAAGAUAAACGUGGUACGUAGUUUCUUUUUUGAAAACGUGGACGUGAGGCGUUAGUGUACGGAGAAGAUCGCCGGUCCCACCCAAAAAGCCGGCAUGGCCUCUCUCACGCUUCUCUCUGCUGACGCUAUCAAUUCCAAACUCCAGAGUAGUGCAGAUACGAGAUAUACAGAGACUUGAUAUUUCCAACAAUUUGCAACAAAUAUAAAAAUAAAUCAUCAAAAAUGCAUGAAAAUUUAAAUGAUCUUAGUCUCUUAGGCACUUGUAGUGUUAUUUUACUUUGAUUUAUAUUCAGAGCUUCAUAUUCCUCGAGUAUAAACAGUUUAUAUACAUCACAAACAGUUGUUACAGUGGCUCGACGUCAAUACGAUCGUUCGCCGUCAAUUAUCAGCAUGUCACGAACAGGAACGAAACUCGACGCAAAGAAAGUGAGCUCUGAAUUGUUUACUCUGACCUAUGGCGCGCUCGUGGCCCAGUUGCUCCAGGACUAUGAAAACGCGGAGGACGUUAAUAAGCAGCUGGAGAGAAUGGGAUACAACAUCGGGAUACGACUGAUAGAGGAUUUCCUGGCGCGGACCGGCUCCGGCCGGUGCUACGAUUUCAGAGACACGGCAGAGAAGAUUCAGAGCGCCUUCAAGAUAUUCCUCGGCAUCACGCCGUCGAUCACAAACUGGAGCCCAGCCGGCGACGAGUUCUCGCUGUGCUUCGAGACAAAUCCCCUAACGGAAUUUGUGGAAUUGCCGGAUAAUUAUACUAACCUCAAGUAUUGUAACAUACUACCCGGCGUGCUCAGGGGAGCCUGCGAAAUGGUGCAAAUGGAGGUCGCCUGCUGGUUCGUGCAGGAUCAGCUCAAGAACGACAAUGUGACCGAAUUGCGUGUGAAAUUUGUCAAAAGACUAGAGGAUGCGAUACCAGCGGGCGAAGAUUAAACGUGUCCAUUACCUAAUUAUAAAUAUGUGCAAACGAUAUAUCUGCGUUAUAUCGUGUAUGUCGUUCUAAGUAUCUUAUACCUUUCUUAAGUAUCUUUUAAGUUUAAGAUAUAUUAACAGUUAUGUUCAUUUCUUACUGUUGUAGAUUAAUUUUAAUCUCGAUUCAACUUGUUUUUUAUUCUUUUCUAAUCCUUAAAAUUAGGAAAAGAUAAAGAAGUUAAAUCGAGAUUAAAGUUGAUCUACAUGAUUGAUGAGAGGUGGGCAUUAGGCGUGUAUUUACGUUGCUUGCAUUCCGCAAACUUUGAAAAAGUAAUAUAAGAUGAAUUUCAUUUUUAUGUUGAUGUCACAACGAUAUAGUGAGGCAAUACAUACCAAGUUGUUUAAAA